Messenger RNA from Cheilinus undulatus (humphead wrasse), 968 nucleotides. RefSeq names its product GTPase IMAP family member 9-like. NCBI's taxonomy places the organism in Eukaryota, Metazoa, Chordata, Actinopteri, Labriformes, Labridae. The record is from RefSeq and is a predicted model, not a curated record. Gene Ontology annotation, molecular function: GTP binding. The transcript is spliced from 2 exons. Bases 15 to 968 code for a protein of 317 amino acids.
UCUUCAAACCAGACAUGGGAGCUGUGCUCGAAAAAUUCAAACCGUUCCGAUACAACAACGAGGAGAUCCGGAUUGUGAUGGUGGGGAAGACCGGAGCUGGGAAGAGCGCCACAGCAAACACCAUUCUGGGAAAAGGAGAAUUUACAUCAAAGUUCUCUCCUACAUCAGUGACCAAAUGCUGCUCCAAGGCCUGUGGUGAGGUGGAUGGACAGAGGGUUGCUGUCAUCGACACUCCAGGUCUGUUUGACACCCAUACAGAUGAAGAGAAAACCAUGACAAACAUCGCCCAGUGCAUCUCUUACGCCUCUCCUGGACCCCAUGUCUUCUUGAUUGUUAUCAAGCUGGACAGAUACACGGAGGAAGAAAAGAAGACGGUGGAGAGGAUUCAGAAAAUCUUUGGAGAGAAAGCAGACAAAUUCAGCAUGGUCCUCUUCACCCAUGGUGAUCUGCUCAGAGGAGGGUCUAUAGAGAAGUUCUUGGAGGACAGCGAGGAGCUGCAGGCACUUGUGGCCAAAUGUAACAGCCAGUCCCACGUCUUUGACAACAACCUGGAGGAUCGUUCUCAGGUCAGAGAGCUGCUCAACAAGAUCAGAAACAUAACAGAGAUGAACAGAGGAAACCACUACACCACUGAGAUGUUCCAGAAGGCCGAGAGGGCGAUCGAAGAGGAGAAACAAAGAAUCCUGAAAGCAAAACAGGAGCAACUUCGCAGAGAGAAAGAGGACUUGAGGAGAGAGAUAGAGGCAAAAUUUUGGCAGUCAAUGAUUAAAGAAAAGGAUGACAUGGAGAGUGAGAAAGAGUGGAUUACAGUUUGUGAAAGAGAACUAGAGAAGGAAAUAAAAAUGCUCGAGGAGAAACAAGAAAUAGAUGCAAGGAGAGAGGCAGAGAGCAGCACUCAGCUACUUGUGCAGAUAGCAAAGGUUAUUGCAUCAGUACUUGUCUUGGCAAUUGGUGUGAUUCUAGCCUGA